AUGUCCAACCACAGCUCUGUGUCUGAAGUCACACUCCUCAGAUUCUCUGAGGCUUGGGAGUUGGAGAUCCUGUAUUUUGUCAUGUUCCUAGUGAUAUACCUCAGUGUCCUGAUGGGAAACAUUCUCAUCAUUGUGGUAGUAAUCCUUGAAAACAACCUUCAUAACCCCAUGCACUUCUUCCUGAUGAACCUGUCCAUCCUGGACGUUGGAACCAUUUCUGUCAUCAUCCCCAAAGCCAUGGUCAACUCCCUGCUGGACAUCACAACCAUCUCCUAUGCUGGGUGUGCCACACAAGUCUUUUUCUUUCUCUUCUUGGUGGGAGCAGAUUUUGCCCUUCUCACUGUCAUGGCAUAUGACCGUUAUGUUGCCAUCUGCAAGCCCUUGCACUAUGAGAUGGUCAUGAACAGAAGAGCGUGCAUCCAGAUGGCAUGCAAUGCCUGGGUUUCAGGGAUACUGAACUCUAUCAUGCACACCUGGAACAUGUUUCCAUUCACCUUCUGUGGUGGCAAUGCAGUGGACUUAUUCUUCUGUGAAGUCCUCCAACUCCUCAAGCUUUCCUGCUCAGAUGCAUAUCUCAGGGAACUGUGUAUGUUGUUUUUCAGUUUUUGUUUAAUGUUAUCCUGUUUCAUUCUCAUUGUUGCCUCCUACAUUCAGAUCUUCAUCACAGUGCUGAGAAUACCUUCACAGCAGGGCCGGCAUAAAGCCUUUUCCACCUGCAUCCCUCACCUGACUGUGGUCUCCUUGUUUGUCUUUUCUGCCACGGUUGCAUACUUAAAACCUACUUCUCACACCUCAACAGGGCUGGAUCUCAUAGUGGGUGUCAUAUACUCCGUAGUGCCCCCCACAAUGAAUCCCAUCAUCUACAGCAUAAGGAACAAGGAUAUCCUUGCUGCUGUGAGGAAACUGGCUCGCUGUCUGUUGUUCCCUGACCACCGGAUGCACAUCCUUCCCCAAUGA
Molecule: messenger RNA, 957 nt
Organism: Alligator mississippiensis (American alligator)
Lineage: Eukaryota; Metazoa; Chordata; Crocodylia; Alligatoridae
Product: olfactory receptor 14C36-like
Exons: 1
Coding region: 1-957 (318 amino acids)
Biological process (GO): G protein-coupled receptor signaling pathway
Cellular component (GO): membrane
Molecular function (GO): olfactory receptor activity; G protein-coupled receptor activity
Source: RefSeq, a predicted model, not a curated record